CCUUAUAACCAUAAAAAAGAAGACAUAUAGAAGGAUCAAUAAGCUGUUAGUGGCCCUUAUAAACCCAACAACAACAAGUACAGAUGAACUUUGUGUAAGAAAAUGGAAGGAGAAGUUUGUGCAGAUGAUCUGUCAAGUGUCCCAGCACUGUCCUGGCUGGUACGGCCUUGUGAGCGCUAUAAAGAAGAAUACAAAGACUGUCGAAGUAUAAAGGCAAAAUUUCAUCAGUAUUUCAUCCAUGGUGAAACGAAGGAUUGCAGCAACUGGCAAGCAGACUAUGAUCACUGCUUACAGUAUAGAAAGUAUAAAGACCUGGAGUCAUUGACUUCAGUGAUCAAAAGUGAAAUGAAGCGUCGCCAAGAGCGUUUAAAGGGUCACUACACCAACACUGUUUGGGAUAAACGAGAGUCACCACCAGAUGACUGGAACAAGCCUCUGCCAGAGUAUCUUCAGAAGACGCAGGAGGGGUCAUACCUAGCACUGAAGUCUAAAGAACAGAAGGAGGGCAAAAUAGAAGAACCAUCAUAUAUCUGCACAAUAUCAUAACAUUUAUAAUUGCUAUGUGAUGAUUUUGUACAUAAAAAUAUCCUUUCUAUUGUAAUAGUCUUCAUUAAAUGUUUGAGUUAAUAAAAAGCAGUUUAAUAACUA
Cherax quadricarinatus is the source of this 648-nucleotide messenger RNA. Its product is annotated as synaptic plasticity regulator PANTS. Lineage: Eukaryota; Metazoa; Arthropoda; Malacostraca; Decapoda; Parastacidae. The record is from RefSeq and is a predicted model, not a curated record.